Messenger RNA from Schizosaccharomyces octosporus yFS286, 2340 nucleotides. RefSeq names its product RNA-binding protein. Gene Ontology annotation, molecular function: RNA binding. Bases 57 to 2090 code for a protein of 677 amino acids. The record is from RefSeq and is a predicted model, not a curated record. The transcript has a single exon. NCBI's taxonomy places the organism in Eukaryota, Fungi, Ascomycota, Schizosaccharomycetes, Schizosaccharomycetales, Schizosaccharomycetaceae.
UAUCCCUUUCAUGUAAAAAUGAGGAUUUCAGCUGUAGAUACAAUUGUCGCUGAACCAUGACUACCAGCAGCACAUUGUUUGUGCGAAAUCUUGCGUUUGGGACAAAAAAGGAUGAUCUUUCGAAUUUCUUUUCAGAUAUCGGUCCUAUAAAGCACACAGUAGUUGUCACCAAUCCUGAAACAGGGGAAAAUCGUGGUUAUGGAUUCGUUACAUUUUCCAUGGUGGAGGAUGCGCAACGCGCCAUUCAAGAAUUAAAGAAUAGAAAACUCAAUGGUAGAAUUUUGCGUAUAGAUUAUGCUGCCCAUCGUAAACGUACGGCUCCCUCUGAGGACAAAGAAAAGGAGCUGAACGAAGUCAGUAAUCGAAAACCACAGGGACCUCGAAAAGAUAACCGUCCUCGCUUGAUUAUUCGAAAUCUUCCUUGGUCAAUUAAAAAGCCAAACCAUUUGGAACCCUACUUUGCAAAAUUUGGAAAGAUCCGAGAAAUUCGAGUACCCACGAAAGCUGGCGGUCGAAUGUGUGGUUUCGCUUUUGUAUGGAUGCAAGACCGUGAAGCUGCUCAAAAAGCCAUGGAAGCUGUUAAUGGUACAGAACUUGAUGGCCGCCCUGUUGCUGUUGAUUGGGCUUUGAGUAAGGAUGCUUAUGAGUCGAAUGUAACAUCACAGGAAGAUAAUGAUGAACCUGCUCAAGAGAACGAUGAAAGUGAUCAAGAAGAAAUGGAAAAGGAUGCAGAUACUAACUCUGCUGCUCAGCAUUCUUCAAUUGUGCCUGAAAAUAGUGAUGAAGAAGACUUGCAAACUGGUGAAAAAGAGGAAUUAGACACAUCUUCUACUGAAGAAGAAAAUUCCGAAUCCGAAGAUGAAGUAAUUCAGCCGAAGCAAAAUUUAGGAGGUACAAUCUUUGUUCGUAAUAUUCUUUUUGAGUGUACCGAACAACAAUUAUACCAACAUUUCCGUCAAUUUGGGCCAUUAGCUUAUGCGAAAAUAGUCAGAGAUCCUGUCACUGAUAAACCAUUAGGCAGAGCCUUUGUAAAAUUUCGUUAUGAAAAAGACUGCAACGACUGUCUUGAAUUGGCUGCCCAAGUACCGAAAUCCGAUCCCACUGUCGCUGAACAACGUCUUUUGCCUUCGGUGUUAGUGGAGGAAAAUAUGAAUUUGGACACUGUGGCAUCUCGUUUCUUGCUGAAUGGUCGUCUUCUUAAUAUUUCAAAAGCCGUUACUAGAGAAGAAGCUGGAGAUCUUACUCAAAAGAGUAUAGCCGAGCGAAAACUGAAAUUAGGAAAAGGAGUGGAUAGAAGACACUUGUUUUUAUUGAACGAAGGACGUAUUGGUCCAGGUCAUCCUCUUUUCGAUAAAUUAUCAGACACUGACAAAUCAUUGAGAUCGAUGUCUAUUAACCAGCGUAAGAAGCUCUUAGAGACUAAUCCUACUCUUCACUUGUCUUUGAAUAGACUCUCGAUUCGAAAUAUGUCUCGCCACAUUGACCACAAAAUGUUGGCAUUCUUAGGUCGUCAAGCUAUUCGCUGUUUUAAAGAAGACGUUGAAAAGGGACUACGUCAAGACCUUUCUGAUGAAGAAAAAUCUCGCGAUAAAGGUCAAUCCAUACAACGCGGUAAAAACGGUAGUGUUUUAAAACAAGCCAAGGUCGAACUGGAAAAAUCAGGUGCAGGUAGAUCCAAAGGUUAUGGUUUUUUACAAUUUGUUUCUCACAAGUACGCACUUAUGGCUUUGCGCUGGUUAAAUGGCAGGGAAGUCACUGUUCGUAAGAUAAUCCAAGAUGAAAUUGAAUGGGCACGUUCUCAUAAACUCCCUGAACCAGAAAUGCCUACAGUAGAUUUCAAUGAUCGUCCAAGAAGACUGAUUGUUGAGUUUGCCAUUGAAAAUAUCAAAGUAGUCAAGCGCCGCCAAGAAAAAGAAAUUACAUUCCGCGAAAAGGCAAAACAAAUGCGAGAAAAGAAAGAAGAGGAAGCUCAACAGCAGAAACGCAAACGAAAAGACUCAUCUGGCGAUGAUAGUGAAAAGGAGAAAAAGGCCAAGGUUGCUCGAAUUAUUCAGCAGAAACGUAUGAAAAGAAGGCAGCGAAAACAUUAAGUUUGACGGUUUUCAUGCGGCAUAUCACGUUCAAAUUUCACUCUUUAUUUGAUUGGAUUUUGUUACAAAAACAUGCAUUCAAAAAAAUUUUGGUCACGUUGACUUUUACCUAACAUUUCUUUUACAUUUUAGAUACAUCGGGUUUUUUGGGAAAUUAAUGUACGCAUAAUAUUCUUUACAAUAAAAUUAAAAGCAAUUAUCAGUAAAAGAGAUGGUAUGUACUUAAUUUAGGUUGAAGUAGAAAAACGAU